AGGCGCCUUUCUGUGUCCCGGGAGAAGGCGAAGAACAGUGUUCGGGAGCAAGUUGGUGGCCGGUCAGGCAAUCGAACAUUGUGGCCACAACCACAAACAACACGAGGCCGGGCUGGCGUCUAUCGAUCCUUUAGGCAACAAGUCCUUCCUCUUUCGCUCACUCGCUGUCUGGCCCUAUAAAUUUGCUCUGCCCCCACCGUCUUUUUCUUCCCCCCAUCACCUUCUCUCUUCCUUUUACCGCCAGAAGCCCAGCUCCAGCCGUCAUCGACGCCGCCGCCGUCGCCGCACAUCGCUAGCACACAACUACACUCUUCAACACCUUUCAGGCGCCUUUCUCUGGAGAUGUCCCUCAACUCGUCGCCCAUCCAACAGGGUAGCGCUCCCCAGCCGGCUGGGGUCUGGUCCUGGUCCUGGCCGGACCCCCAGCAGGACCGACCAGCCUUCGAGAACGCGAUCGCUAAGGCGCGCACUAUGCGCAAGUUCGAUCCCUUGCAGAGCAUAGCCAUGAUACCCCCUGCGGCGUUCGUCGGUGCUCGCCAGCCGGUCCUCUACGAGGUCCAGGAUCAAGCUGUCCGCGAGGUCCUCUCGCGCAUGACGGCUGACCAGCAACAUGAGUUGAUGCUGCGCUACAUGAUCCGUCAGUUCGCCGACCCUCCUGCCUCGCCGGAGCAGCUGGCUAUGGAACGUCAACAUCUGGAGGACGCUCGGCGCUUGAUGCCCAUGUACGAAGCGAAGCUUGCUUCUGCUGUCGCCCAAGCCCAGCGUCAGAGGGCGAUUAACGGCCCAGCCAUCGCUCAGGCGCUCGAGGAGAUGAACCUAGCCAACCGCCUCUACAAAACGAACCAGCUCAAGGCGUGGGUUCUGGUUUGGCGGUCGUUCCCCAUUCAAGAGCUCCCUAUGGAUAUCCUUGAGAAUAUCUUCCGCCUCGCCGUCUACCACACUCGCGGACCCGUCGACCUGGCCAACACCCGCGGGACACUGGCGGCUGUCUGUCGCUCGUGGCGUGAGAUCAUCAACGCCGACGCGACGCUCUGGAACACCAUCCGCAUCUUCGAGGAGCCCCCAUGGUCGAUGACCGCGCUGCAGGUUGAGCGGUCCGCCGGGACCUUCCUCGACAUCCGCGUCGACGAUGAUGAGCGGGAGCAGCGAGGCCUGCCCAUGCUUACAGGCGAGAAGUGGACGUCGUUGAUCGACAUUCUCUUCUCCAAGCUGUCCCAGAUCCGCAUGCUCAUCGUCACGGUCAAGGACAUGGGGUCGAUGUUCUACCUCAUCGACAGGCUUCGUGCUGCGAAUGGCCAGCCUAUGAUGCUCGAGCGCCUCGAGCUCUUCGGAGGAGGACAGCCGUACAUGUUCAUCCCCGGCGCCGACUUCGAGCCCAAGGAGUACCAGCAGCCGAUGGCUCUGUUCGGCGGCUACGACAUCCCGUCGCUGACGCACCUCACCCUGAAGGGCGUCCAGAUCGAUUGGGCGAACACCGACCUCAGCAACCUGACCACGUUUGACAUUCGUCGCUUCCCGCCCGAGCGCAGCCCCUCUAUCUUCAAGUUCCGCGAGAUCCUCAGCAACUGCCCCAACCUCCAGAAUCUCACCAUCGACGCGGCUGCUCCGAUUCCGGCCCAGAACCAAGAAGAGCUGGACGCUACUUCUACGCCCAUCGAGCUGCCGAACCUGAAGCGUCUGACCGUCGCUGACCUCGUCCCCGCGACCGCGAUCGCAUUGUUCAAGCAGUUCAACGCCCCGACGAUCAAGGAGCUCACGGUGCUCAACCUCAGCACCGACGACUACGGCACCUUCCUCGAGACGACCAUCGGCGCGCUCUCCAAUGUGCGCAUCCUCACCUGGUACUCCUGCGAGGUCCGCAACACGCAGGAGAACAGGAGGAUCAUGGCGCGCUGGUUCAAGGCCAUGCCCAAGCUCUGCUACCUGCGCCUUGCCGGCGUCGACCGCGACACGAUGGACUUCUUCCUCAUGGACGAGGGCAUCGAGCAGACUGGCGGGCUGCCGUUCCCGCUCUCCGGCGCGAGGCCCCAGCCCAAGCCCAUUCUCCCGAACCUCCUCGCCAUCGAGUGGGAGAACUGCCACGCUGAGGACAUUGCGUACUUCGUGCGCCGUCGCAAGGCGAUGGGCAGGCCGCUGCGUCACCUGUACACGUACCAGCCGCACUGGGACCAGAUCAAGAACGACCCGGAGACGAAGGAGCUACUCGAUGAGGCCAGGGAGAUCAUGGCCAUCGCACCGAUGAGCAGCGAACAGACGAGAGAAGAGGCUUGGGCCCUUUCCGACGACCGCGACUGAGUCAAACGGCUGGCAGGGGAGGACGACGACGACGAAUGGUGCUGGAACAACGUCGUUCUCAACAACUCACGCACGGUCACUGCAACGAACUAGAUGUGUUUCUUUUCUUUCUCUUUACAAAGAUGUCUAUGCCUAUCAAACUAACCCCAACCAAGACCCUUCCUAUAUACAGCUUAUAAGUAUGUACUGAUAUGUAUGUACCGGCGCUGCAGCUACCAAUGUUUUGAGUAACCAAACGAAUGUGUAUCCUUGUUUAACGAAGUCGAUAGCUGGGGCGAUCU
Molecule: messenger RNA, 2576 nt
Organism: Schizophyllum commune H4-8
Lineage: Eukaryota; Fungi; Basidiomycota; Agaricomycetes; Agaricales; Schizophyllaceae
Exons: 2
Coding region: 343-2295 (650 amino acids)
Molecular function (GO): protein binding
Source: RefSeq, a predicted model, not a curated record